Molecule: messenger RNA, 2540 nt
Organism: Nylanderia fulva
Lineage: Eukaryota; Metazoa; Arthropoda; Insecta; Hymenoptera; Formicidae
Gene: Syt1
Product: synaptotagmin 1
Biological process (GO): synaptic vesicle endocytosis; calcium ion-regulated exocytosis of neurotransmitter
Cellular component (GO): axon; dense core granule; plasma membrane
Molecular function (GO): phosphatidylserine binding; SNARE binding; calcium ion binding
Source: RefSeq, a predicted model, not a curated record
UCACCACCACCAGUCAGGCGCACUCGGCACGUCGUCGUCGUCGUCGUCGUCGUUCUCGUCGUCGUCGUCGACGAGAGAUCGCCGUGGAAGGACAGAUUCUCGUGUCCCCUGAUCGUUUACCGCCAUAUCGCGUCGCGAACGACGUAUACAGCGACGUGCGAUGUUCCUGUAAGGGAAAAAAACACGAGAGGGCGAGAAAGAGAGAGUGUGAACCAAAUAUUGCAUCGCAACCCCCGAACGUUCUUUUUUUUCGCCGCUCCGGUUGUUCGCCGAUUCGAGUCGAGGCCGCCGUCGAGUAACGCCCAGGGGUGGAAGCAGCUCGGAGAAAGAAGAGAUAUAGAGAGAGGGUGUAUAUUAUAGAGUCGACGAGAGAACAGCUUCCGGUGUGUCAAAAUGCCGCCGUUGGUCAAAAGGGACGUGAAUGCCGCCGAGGCACGUAACGAGGAGCCCGGCAUCACCGACUCCAACGUAGCUUUUAGCACAGAAAUCGAAGAGAAGGCCGGAACAGAUGAGGCCAUUACCGAAAGCGCAGCGAAAUCCUUCGAGGAUAAAAUCGAGAAGUUUGGGAAAGGCAUCGCGCAAGAAGUGGGGAUACCGCCUUGGGGUCUUGUUGCUAUUUUAAUAGGAGUAGGCGUAAUCGUUCUCGGAAUCUGCUUCUGCUGUAUACGAAGAUGCUGUCGCAAGAGACGAUCCAAAGAUGGCAAGAAGGGAUUGAAGGGCGCGGUGGACCUAAAGUCCGUGCAGCUUCUGGGCAGCACGUACAAGGACAAGGUACAGCCGGAUAUGGAAGAAUUGACGGACAAUGCCGAGGAACCGGAUGAAGCUGAGAGCAAGCAGAGCGAAGUUAAACUCGGAAAAUUACAAUACAAGCUCGAAUACGAUUUUAAUUCGAACAGUCUCGCCGUGACAGUAAUCCAAGCUGAAGAAUUGCCGGCUUUGGACAUGGGUGGUACAUCAGAUCCAUACGUAAAAGUGUAUUUAUUACCGGAUAAGAAGAAAAAGUUUGAGACCAAGGUUCACAGAAAGACAUUGAAUCCGGUCUUCAACGAGACUUUCACGUUUAAGAGCGUUCCUUAUGCCGAUGCCAUGAACAAGACUCUGGUCUUCGCCAUCUUCGACUUCGAUAGAUUUUCGAAACACGAUCAAAUCGGCGAAGUUAAAGUGCCGCUUUGCCAAAUCGACUUGGCGCAGACGAUCGAGGAGUGGAGAGAAUUGCAGAGUGUCGAAGGCGAAGGUGGACAGGAUAACAAAUUGGGAGACAUAUGCUUCUCAUUGAGAUACGUACCAACGGCUGGAAAACUCACGGUUGUCAUUCUGGAAGCCAAGAACCUGAAGAAGAUGGACGUCGGUGGUCUCUCGGAUCCUUAUGUUAAAAUCGCGUUGAUGCAGAACGGAAAGAGAUUGAAGAAGAAGAAAACGUCGAUCAAGAAGUGCACCCUUAAUCCGUAUUACAACGAAUCAUUCUCCUUUGAAGUACCCUUCGAGCAGGUACAGAAAGUACAACUCGUCGUCACUGUAGUCGAUUACGAUCGCAUCGGCACGUCAGAACCGAUCGGGAAGGUGGUCCUGGGAUAUAAUGCGAGCGGAACGGAAUUGAGACACUGGUCCGACAUGCUGGCGUCUCCGAGGCGCCCGAUCGCCCAAUGGCACACGCUAAAAGACCCCGAAGACGGAGAUAAGAAGGACUAAGAACGUUGACUUUCCAGUUAAGGAUAAUUGAUUGGGAAAGGGGUACGGAGAAGAAUAGGAGAGAUAAAAGGGAUGUAGAGAAGGGGGGGGAGAAAGAGAGAGAAAGCGAAUAAAUCCAAAGAAAGAGAGAGAGAUAAACAAAUACAUACUUAAUAGCUAUUAAUAAUCUAUAAUUAAUUAAACGAUAAAAAUACCAACCAUGAAGGAUUUAACAUUAAAAUAAUAUGUUCCCACGUGGAGAGUGUAGUGUCUUGUAUAUACUAUACGUAUAUCUAAUAUACUUCUCUCUGUAGAUGUAACAUUGAAUGAUUUACAUAAGUAACGCGUCGUCCUUUUUGGGAUAUCGAUUGAACAGAAACGAAAAUGUUGAAGAUUCACGAAAAAAUAUAUAUAUAUUCAUAUAUAUAUAUAUACUCACAACCUCGAGAUAAUAUCUACGUUAUUAGGCAACCCGCAGAUAGGCUUCCAUCUUGGUUCGGCCGUUCGGCGCAGAUUUCCGUCAUAAACUUUGUCUAAAAUACGUCGUUCAUAUGUUACAAAUAUAUAUAUAAUAUAUAUAUAUAUAUAUAUAUAUAUAUAUAUAAUUAUUUCGGUUGUAUUCGUAAAAAUAGCGGCAUAAUUUUCUUCCAAGGGAAGAAACAUAUGUAGAACAAAGGUGAUGCGAACGUUCACAGUUGUGUGCGAAAUAAUAGUGAUGGAUGACAACAUAUAUGAAUUCGCAAAAAGAUCCCGAAAUAUGGAUGUUGAUUCGCCAAUUGAGGCCAAUUAGCGAAAGAGAGCGUUGCAUAAAAUAACAAAUACCCGGCGAAAGGCAAAGUUAUAAUUAGAAAUUAAAUUAAAUCAACAUAAAA